Lachnellula hyalina is the source of this 1107-nucleotide messenger RNA. RefSeq lists its product as uncharacterized. The record is from RefSeq and is a predicted model, not a curated record. NCBI's taxonomy places the organism in Eukaryota, Fungi, Ascomycota, Leotiomycetes, Helotiales, Lachnaceae. The transcript is spliced from 6 exons. Bases 1 to 1107 code for a protein of 368 amino acids.
AUGAGACCUUAUAACGAUAGUUCUAUGGAGAGAGGAGAGAUACACCACGACUAUGUGGAUAGGAAAAUGAUCCUGAAGGUAUCAGCAGAGGACAACUACCGUCUGUCCUCGGCAACGGUCGCAAAUGAAGCAGCAGAAGAUCUCAGUGGCCAUCAAGGUGAUUUGGAGGUCCUUCGUUCGACUGGCAGUAUUCUCCAAAUUCCGGCAUACAGAUCCAGUACCCACCGGGAAAUCUACAGUACGAAGCGCGACUCAAUAUCUCCCACUGACAUGUUCGCAGUGGAAGGCUGUCCGGAAGGCUAUCCCCGCCUUGCAGCCUUACUCGAUAGCGACGAGAACUUCAUGCUCUACAGAAGGUUUGGCUACCUGCAGGCUCGACUUCUCCUGUAUAAGCAAGAUGAGCUCCGAGAGGCAGAAAGAGAUCUCAACGAGUCAGAUAUCAUUGAUGCGAGGGGAGAACCGAGCUGGUUGAAGUCUCGGGAGAAGGACGAUAAGAAAUCACGUAGGAAAGAAAUCUUGAAGACGAUCGAGACAAAGUUCUUGGAAUACACUCAACUCCUUACGAGUGCCCGCGACAUUGCAAACUUUAACAGCCCUCGCGCCCGAGACUAUUGGACUAUCAGGAAGUAUUUCGAUGAGCACGCGCCGCUUGUUGAACAGGAAAGUUAUAUAUACCAUAAAGAAGAUAUAGUGGCACUGAAACCUGGGAGAGAGCAUUCGUGGCUGGAUACCUUCGUCGAGAAAAUAUUCCACAAGUUGAAUUGUAGGCUCGUCCGAGAGCUUCGCGCAAAGGCCAACCCAGAGUCCUCGGGCGUGAUUCUGUAUCACCGGGAGCGGAUUGAAAUCAUCGUAUCCAUCAUUAUCGCCAUCGUUAUCGUCGCAAUUCUCAUAACCCCCAUUUACAUCCUCUUCUACCUUACCGUUGGCGCUCAAACCAACCACAGUGUUUCGAUCAUCAUCAGCGUGCUGCUCAUCUUCACUUUACUCUUCUCGGGUGUGCUGUCACUGUUUACGAGGGCAAAGAGACAUGAAAUUCUUGCUGCUGCCGCUGCUUAUUGCGCUGUGCUGGUGGUUUUCAUUGGGAAUGUGGGGAAAUUGAAUACCUGA